Messenger RNA from Leishmania braziliensis MHOM/BR/75/M2904, 711 nucleotides. RefSeq names its product putative leucine-rich repeat protein. The transcript has a single exon. Gene Ontology annotation, molecular function: protein binding. The record is from RefSeq and is a predicted model, not a curated record. Lineage: Eukaryota; Euglenozoa; Kinetoplastea; Trypanosomatida; Trypanosomatidae. Bases 1 to 711 code for a protein of 236 amino acids.
AUGGUGUACCCGACUUACCCUUCGUACUCGCCGCUGGUGGAGAUGGACACCGCCGAGGUGGAGAUGCAGCGGGUACUGGAGGAAGGAUCGAAUACACUCUACUUUAGCCACCACUUCAACUGUACCGAUGUACCGCCCAGUAUCGCUGCUCUGCGCGAGCAGCUGGAGGUUCUCCAUGUAGAUAACAACUAUCGCUUCACGACCAUCUCUCCCCGUGUGACAGCAUUGUCGAAGCUGCGCUGGCUGAACGCGAGCUACUGUUCACUCCGUUCAGUGGACUCCUCGAUCAGCCGCCUGUCAAAGCUGGAGCGGCUGACGCUGAACAACAAUAUGUUAACGUGGCUGCCACUCGAGAUGUGGCAGCUCAAGGCGCUGGAAGAGCUGCACAUCGGUAAUAACCACCUCCAUGUGCUGCCCGGCUGCCUCCUUUUCCUUCCUCGCCUGCGUGUCUUGACACUCGAGAACAACCCUCUCUACACACCGGAGGAGGUUAAGGGGGCCGCGGCAGCGACCUACGUCCCGGCGCAGCGCAGUGUGGACUGCAGUGCGUGCUGCAUACACUCCCGCUAUUACGAAGUCUUUGUCACCUUUCACGCUAUCGCGAGCCACCGCGAUGUUCCGUUCGUGCACUUUGCAUGCUCCGACGAGUGUGCCACAUACGUGCGCACACGCCUGGAGGCGUACGAUCGAGACCACCUCAACCGUCAGUGA